Amphiprion ocellaris (clown anemonefish) is the source of this 10939-nucleotide messenger RNA. RefSeq names its product plexin A2 (gene plxna2). Gene Ontology annotation, cellular component: semaphorin receptor complex. The transcript has 32 exons. Gene Ontology annotation, biological process: regulation of cell shape; regulation of cell migration; regulation of GTPase activity. Lineage: Eukaryota; Metazoa; Chordata; Actinopteri; Pomacentridae. Bases 687 to 6389 code for a protein of 1900 amino acids. Gene Ontology annotation, molecular function: semaphorin receptor activity; protein binding. The record is from RefSeq and is a predicted model, not a curated record.
GCCAGUGUACACACACUACUGUACAUUGAUGGAGCCGCCAGUCUCUGAGAGUCCGGCAGAGCCCUCCGAGAGAGCCACGCUGCGGGUCUGAGCCGACGCUGCGAAAUUACCACACCGGCGGAUGAUGGCAAACCCGGCCACAGCUUCUCCGUAACCUUCAUGAGCAGCACCGGAGGACGCUGAAUGCCGACCUGAAGGAAUGUGCCAUUUCACUGACACGGUGUAGCAAAGUAACAUUAGGAGGUCAGAUCGGAUGGUGGAGCCGCUGCUGCGAAGUUUACGCGCUGAAUUCGCAAUUACUCGCCGUAAUGAAUACUUGAAUGAAUGACGUCGCCGCUUAACAGGUUCCGCAAGCAGAAAGGCUGUUUGAUCAGGGACUGGAAGAAGAAUUGAAUGUAAAAUUCUCCGAGCAGGCAGACUUAGUCCCGAUAGAGCUGUGUGUUUUUUUGGAAACCUUCUGACUGUGGAUGUGAGUCUUAGCGCAUCAGUUAAAAGCCAGAAGACAGCGCUGGAGGCAUCAGGAGCACCGGGAGAUCCAGUUUAAAUGAGGAGAAACAUGUGAAAACCCUUGUGAACCUUUGACCUGCAAGCAAGCCUUCAACAACAAAAAGGCCAAGGUCUCCUCCCUUCUUCCUGUCAUCCAUUCUCUCUGCUCCCUCAGCAGCUUCCUCGCAGGCCCCUUAAACAUGGAGGGCCGGCAGGCAACACGCAGAACUUUAUCACCUAACGCUAAAUUAGGAGCAAUAGUUACUCUACACUUCUGGCUCUUAGCAAUUCCUGCCUUGUGCAACGGGCAGACUUUCACUAGUUUCCACCCUGAGCGUCGGGAAUGGGUGUUCAACCACCUGACAGUUCACCAAACCACAGGCGCAUUGUAUAUCGGAGCGGUCAACCGUGUGUACAAGCUCUCAGGCAACCUGACCCUCCUUGUUUCCCAUGACACAGGCCCAGAGGACGACAACAAGGCCUGCUACCCCCCUCUGAUUGUCCAGCCUUGUUCUGAGCCUCUGGUCUCCACCAACAAUGUCAACAAGCUUCUGCUUAUUGAUUAUUCCCAAAAUCGGUUGCUGGCCUGUGGCAGCCUCUACCAGGGUGUCUGUAAGCUCCUCAGAUUGGACGACCUGUUUAUCUUAGUGGAGCCCUCCCAUAAGAAAGAGCACUACCUCUCCAGUGUCAACCAGACUGGGACCAUGUAUGGGGUCAUUGUGCCUUCGCAGGGCCAGGAUGGGACCCUGUUCAUUGGCACAGCAGUAGAUGGCAAACAGGACUACUUUCCCACUAUCUCCAGUCGAAAGCUGCCCCGUGACCCUGAAUCUUCUGCUAUGCUCGACUAUGAAUUACAUACUGAUUUUGUGUCCUCCCUCAUCAAGAUACCAUCAGACACACUGGCACUGGUCUCCCACUUUGACAUCUACUAUGUUUACGGCUUUGCCAGUGGCAGCUUUGUUUACUUCCUGACUGUUCAACCUGAGACGCCUGAGAACAGCAUGUCAUCCAGCGGAUCCAGCAGUGAUCUCUUCUACACUUCCCGCAUCGUCCGCCUCUGUAAAGAUGACCGCAAGUUUCAUUCCUAUGUCUCUCUGCCCGUCGGCUGUGUGAAGAAUGGCGUUGAGUACCGGUUACUGCAGGCUGCCUACCUUGGCAAGCCGGGUCGCGUUCUCGCUGCCUCGCUCAACAUCAGUGCCCAGGACGACGUGCUCUUUACCAUCUUCUCUAAGGGCCAGAAGCAGUUCCAUCGCCCGCCAGAUGACUCAGCGCUCUGCGUCUUCACCAUUCGUGACAUCAAUGCACGAAUUAAGGAGCGCCUGCAGUCCUGCUACCAGGGAGAGGGAAACCUGGAACUCAACUGGCUCCUUGGGAAGGAUGUGCAAUGCACCAAAGCGCCGGUGCCCAUUGACGACUCUUUCUGUGGUCUGGACAUCAACCAGCCACUUGGCGGUUCUCAGCUGGUGACCGGCCACACUCUUUACACUGAGACCCGAGAUCGCAUGACCUCUGUGACCUCCUACGUCUACAAUGGCUACUGUGUAGCCUUUGUGGGCACAAAAAGUGGACGUCUGAAGAAGAUUCGUGUCGAUGGGCCUCCUCACGGUGGUGUCCAGUAUGAAACAAUAUCGGUUAUCAAGGACGGCAGCCCCAUCCUACGAGAUAUGGCCUUCUCUCUCGACCGCAACUACCUCUACGUAAUGUCUGAGAGACAGGUCACCCAAGUUCCCAUCGAGUCGUGUGAGCAGUACGGGACCUGUGGAGAGUGUCUGAGCUCUGGGGAUCCACACUGUGGCUGGUGUGUUCUGCAUAAUAUAUGCUCUCAGAGGAAUCGGUGUGAGCGUGCAGAUGAGCCGUACCGUUUCGCCGCCUCUCUCAACCAGUGUGUGAAGGCCACCGUGUACCCAGACAGCAUCGCAGUGUCAGAACCUAGUGUACCUCUUCUGGUGAAGGUGAGCGAUGUUCCAGACCUUUCUGCAGGCAUCACAUGCUCCUUUGGCAACUUGACAGAGGUGGAAGGGCAGGUCAAUGGCAACCAGAUACUCUGUGUGUCUCCUGCUGCCAAGGAUGUCCCCCUCAUCCCCACUGACCAAGACUGGUCAGGCGUUGAGCUCAGGCUCAAUUCUAAGGAGACUGGUCAGAUGCUCAUCAGCACAGAGGUCAAGUUUUACAACUGCAGCGUCCACCAACUGUGUCUGUCAUGUGUGAACAGCGCCUUCCGCUGCCACUGGUGCAAAUACCGCAACUUGUGCACCCAUGACCCCUCCAGCUGUUCCUUCCAGGAGGGACGAGUCAACGCUUCUGAGGACUGCCCCCAGCUGGUGCGUUCUGAGGAGAUUCUGAUCCCAGCAGGGGAGGUGAAGCCUAUAACCCUGAAGGCCAAGAACCUGCCACAGCCUCAAUCUGGCCAGCGGGGCUAUGAGUGUGUCCUCCACAUCCAGGGAGUCAGCCACAGAGUCACCGCCCUCCGCUUCAACAGCUCCAGCGUACAAUGCCAGAACAGCUCGUAUUUUUACGAGGGAAUGAAAAUCAGUGAGCUGCCUGUGGAUUUCUCAGUGGUGUGGAAUGGCAACUUCAUUAUUGAUAACCCCGAGAAUAUUCAAGUGCACUUGUACAAGUGUGCAGCCCAGCGGGACAGCUGCGGCAUGUGUCUGAAGGCAGAGCGGAAGUUCCAGUGUGGCUGGUGCAGUGGAGAAGGAAGGUGCACACUGCGGCACCACUGUCCCCCCAUCAACCCUUACACCACCCGCUGGCUUAACCUGUCCAGCAAGAAUGUGAAGUGUACCAACCCACGCAUCACUGAGGUGACCCCAGUGGCUGGACCCCCAGAGGGAGGCACUCGGGUGACCAUCCACGGCACAAACCUCGGUCUGGCUUUCUCUGAUAUGGUGGGCAACGUGGAGGUGGCAGGGGUGAGGUGUACGCCUGUAGAGGAUGGCUACAUCAUCGCUGAACAGAUUGUAUGUGAGAUGGAUGCAGCUCUUGCAGACAGCAGGCCUGGUCCAGUCCAGCUGUGUGUUGGAGAGUGCAGACCAGAACUCAGAGCUCGCUCCUCACAGCUCUACUCCUUUGUGACUCCAACAGUCACAGGUCUUUCCCCGAGCAGAGGUCCUGAGUCUGGUGGCACUAAAGUAACCAUAAUGGGAGAAAACCUUGGUGCCGGCAGCAGCGUCAACGUUCAGUUUGGGAAUCAGACGUGCGAGUUCUUUGGACGGACCAUGACGGAGAUAGUGUGCUACUCUGCCCCUUCUGUGUCUGGGGUCGGCCCAGUUCAGAUCAGCGUGAGCGUGGAUCACGCCCAAAUCAGGGAGAGCCUCACCUUCGAGUACAUAGAAGAUCCUACUGUCCAGCGCAUCGAACCAGACUGGAGCAUCGCUAGCGGUCAUACGCCUCUGAUGGUGACAGGAACCAAUCUGGAUGUGGUUCAAGAGCCCAGGAUCCGAGUGAAAUACGCUGGUCGAGAGUCUGUCAAUGUGUGCAAAGUAUUGAACACCACCAGUAUGAGCUGCUUUGCUCCCUCCCUGAUGGCAGAGUACAUUCCAGGUUUGGACACAGUGAAGCAUGCGGACGAGUUUGGGUUCAUCUUCAACAACGUCCAGGCACUGCUGGUCUACAACAACACCAACCUCCUCUACUAUCCAAACCCUUACUUUGAGCCGCUCAGCACUAAUGGUGUCCUGGAGCAAAAACCAGGAUCACCUAUCAUUCUCAAGGGCAGAAACCUGGUUCCCCCGGCAUCAGGAGGGGUGAAGCUUAACUACACGGUGCUGAUAGGAGAGACUCCCUGCUCUGUCACUGUGUCUGAGAGCCAGCUGCUGUGUGAGCCACCCAACCUCACUGGACAAUACAAAGUCAUGGUUCAAGUGGGCGGCCUUCACGUCUCCCCGGGUGUGGUUCACAUCAUGUCUGACAGCCUGCUGACCCUCCCAGCCAUUGUUAGCAUCGCAGCAGGUGGAGGUCUCCUCCUCAUCAUCGUCAUCCUCGUCCUCAUCGCCUACAAGCGAAAGUCACGUGAGAAUGACCUUACCCUGAAGCGCUUGCAGAUGCAAAUGGACAACCUGGAGUCACGAGUUGCCCUGGAGUGCAAAGAAGCUUUUGCCGAGUUGCAGACUGACAUCAAUGAACUGACCAGCGACCUCGACAGAGCCGGUAUCCCCCAUCUGGACUACAGGACGUACGCCAUGAGGGUCCUCUUCCCUGGCAUAGAGGAUCAUCCUGUCCUCAGAGAACUGGAGGUGUCAGGUAAUGGCCAGCAGAAUGUGGAGAAGGCCCUGAAGCUGUUUGGCCAGCUCAUCAACAACAAAGUGUUCCUGCUCACCUUCAUCCGAACACUGGAAAUGCAGCGCUCUUUCUCCAUGAGGGACCGUGGCAACGUGGCCUCACUUAUCAUGACUGCCCUGCAGGGGCGACUGGAGUACGCCACUGAUGUCCUUAAACACCUGCUGUCGGACCUGAUUGACCGCAACCUGGAGAGCAAGAACCACCCCAAACUGCUGCUGCGCAGAACUGAGUCAGUUGCAGAGAAGAUGCUCACGAACUGGUUCGCCUUCCUCCUUCACAAAUUCCUCAAGGAGUGUGCUGGGGAGCCUCUGUUCAUGCUGUACUGCGCCAUCAAGCAGCAGAUGGAAAAGGGGCCCAUCGACGCCAUCACUGGAGAGGCCCGUUACUCCCUGAGUGAAGACAAGCUCAUCCGCCAGCAGAUCGAGUACAAAACCCUGAUCCUAAACUGUGUGAACCCGGACAAUGAAAACAGCCCAGAGAUCCCGGUCAAGGUGCUGAACUGUGACACCAUCACCCAAGUGAAGGAGAAGAUUCUAGACGCUGUUUACAAGAACAUGCCCUAUUCUCAGCGGCCACGCGCCGUCGACAUGGACCUCGAGUGGCGUCAGGGGCGAAUGGCUCGUGUGGUGCUGCAGGAUGAAGACAUCACCACUAAGAUUGAAAAUGACUGGAAGAGACUCAACACUCUCAUGCAUUACCAGGUGUCAGAUCGCUGCGUGGUAGCUUUGGUGCCCAAACAGACCUCCUCAUACAACAUCCCCUCCUCAGCCAGCAUAUCGCGCACCUCCAUCAGCAGAUAUGACUCUUCAUUCCGCUACACAGGGAGUCCAGACAGCCUCCGUUCACGCGCUCCCAUGAUCACUCCUGAUCUAGAAAGUGGUGUGAAGGUUUGGCACCUGGUGAAAAACCACGAGCACGGAGACCAAAAGGAGGGAGAUCGCGGUAGCAAGAUGGUGUCUGAGAUUUACCUGACCCGGCUGCUGGCUACCAAGGGUACACUACAAAAAUUUGUCGAUGAUCUAUUUGAGACGUUGUUCAGUACGGUCCACCGAGGGAGUACUCUUCCCCUGGCCAUCAAAUACAUGUUUGACUUCCUGGAUGAGCAGGCGGAUAAACAUGGCAUUCAUGACACAGACGUACGUCACACGUGGAAAAGCAAUUGCCUCCCGUUGCGUUUCUGGGUGAACGUGAUCAAGAACCCGCAGUUUGUGUUUGACAUCCAUAAGAGCAGCAUCACGGACGCCUGUCUGUCUGUAGUAGCUCAGACCUUCAUGGAUUCUUGCUCCACUUCAGAGCAUCGUCUGGGCAAAGAUUCCCCAUCAAAUAAGCUGCUCUAUGCGAAAGAUAUUCCCAAUUAUAAGAGCUGGGUAGAGAGGUACUACGCUGACAUCAACCGGCUGCCAGCCAUUAGUGACCAGGACAUGAAUGCCUAUUUGGCAGAACAGGCCAGACUCCACUCCACAGAGUUCAACAUGCUCAGCGCUCUCAAUGAGAUCUACUCUUAUGUCAGCAAAUACAGUGAGGAGAUCACAACGGCCCUGGAGCACGAUGAGCAGGCGAGGAAGCAGAGGUUGGCCUACAAGGUGGAGCAGCUCAUCUCUGCCAUGUCCCUCGAGAGCUGAGGGUGACCCGACUGUAAGAGAGAAAGAGAGAGAGAGGACCACAGUCUCUAAAGGACCUCCCAAAAAAAAGGGUCUCGCAUUACUUACCUCUCAUCGUGGGAGCUGCAACCACGAACCAGACCUGGGACCUCUGCAUCUACAGCCGGACAGACAUACAGCUGCUUUAGUUUGUGAUUCUCCCACCUCCUCGCCAGCUAAGGGCCCUCAGACUGACACAGAGGCCCUGCAGCUGGAGCUGAAAACAGCAUAAGUAAAGGGACAUCAGCAGAGAAAGCAACAACAUGGCUUGUAUUUAUUUUCUGUUUUGUUUUUUUUCCCCUUUUUCUCAAAGGACAUUUUCUGUGUUUGACAGGAAAUUGUGUGUUGUGUGUGUGUGUGCUUGAGUGUGUGUUUGUGUCAUAUUGAGAAAGACUCCUGCAAGAGUGUGAGAGCAAAUGGAGAAACAGAAUUAUUCUCUGCUAAGUCAGAACUCACAUCUGAGUGUGAAAUGGAGAGAGAGAGAGAGAGAGAGAGAGAGAGAGAGAGAGAGAAAGGGAAAAAAAAGGCGAGAAGCAGAGGAGCAGAUCUCAUGUUGGACAGCUGAGAUUGCAUUCAGAUUUCUCAGAUUUUAUUUUUGUACUUUGUACAUUUGAAUAUUAUCAGUUGCAGUUUAAAAAUAUCCACCUAGGAUCCCAAAAGUGUCGUUGUAUAAAGAUAUAAAAAGUGUAAUACUACAUCAGGGUCGCAUGGUAAUAAAACAGGCCAUGGUCCAUGUCUUCUCUCACUCCUUCCCUCCUCAGACUGAUGCUCCGCAGGCAAAGCCUCUGCUCUUUAUUUAAUCAGAAGUGUACAGGAAAUUGUGGAACUUGUGCUCAUCAUCUAAGAGUCAAAGGAGCUCCACUUGUGGUGGUCACAGCUCAGCCAGCAUGCUUGCACCUAAACUGAGGAUGAUGGAGAUGACGUCUAUAGUGUAUUUAGGAGAUGACCUCAGAUCAGCAUUACUCUGGCGUCAUAAGCUUUCUUCAGCAGUUAAGUCAUCUGUGUAUGUACCGGUUGAUACUUGCCAAUCAGUGUAUGUGAAUGUACAAAAUGUUGGGUUUUUUUGUUGGUUUUUUUUGUAUGUUUGUUUGUCUAUUUGAGUUUUGCAGCAAAACCCGGCUCAAUUGAACUGAGCCCCACAGCUAUUUGCAGUAGCUCGUCAUGUGAAGAACUCCAUUCUGUCCAUCCUGGCCUCGGUCCAGCCAGUUGCUUCCCAAACAUUAUUCAGCCAAAAUCACUUUCUGAUAGAGGAGAGUGUGUACCCGAAUUGUUGCUGUGACUACUGUAACUCUGCCGCUUCUAAAGUACAGUACGUCCAGCUACAGUAGCAGUUAGUAGGGACCAGGUGGUUCUUGUACGCUGAAACUUCCAUCAUAUAUCCACUAUUUGUAUCUUUUCGGGAACUUGAUCGACUUUAUGUGUACUUUGCAUGCCUGCAGUCACACAUCAAAAGUGUUGAAGGGUCCAUCUUUGAUUUUAUCAAGUGCCAAUGAGUCAUGCCUGCUUUAGUUGGCUAGUUGAGGUGUUAACUUGAUGGAAGAUCUUAACCAACCACCACCUAUGUCUUCUCACAGAUGAUAAGAAGUCCUUGUGGGCCUAGAUUGACUAAGUGCCAAAAGAUCCUGGUGUUUCAAAUUGUUCGCUAAAUGUGUCAAAAUCGGUUAAUGCUUUACACAGGAAGCAAAGCUUUCAUAGUGGAGUGUUCAAGUCCAAGCUCGUAUAACUGGAAUGCUGAGUAGAAACUCAUGAAAGGUACGAAACAUAAGAAGGAGAGAAGAACUUGUUUUUAAUAAGCACGUAUGUUUUGUGUUCUGUGGAUGCGUCUCCUGACUUAAACCAAACGGUCACAAGCUAAAGGCUGAUGUAACCUGCCAGACUUUAGCUGGAUGACAACAAACUGUAGAUUCCAUCUUCUGGAUAGAUGAUUUCAUUUUCUUCCAAGAUAUACCAUAUGUUUGCUUGUUGUUUACAUCAAGUACUUGAAAAUAGGUAGUAUUAAAGGUUUGUACAGUAUACUGCAAUUUUGUGUGUUGAGAGCAUGAUAAAGGUGGGUGAAAGGUGCUUCUUUUCUCUGUGGCCUUAGAUACCCGCCUGCUUAGUGUUCCUGAUCUUACUAGUCCUUGAGUAGGGCACCGUCCUUUUUAGUGCUCCAGAGCCCAGUGAGUUUUUGUUUCGUUUUAUUUUUUUAUUUAGUGAUACCUGGCCCUGGCACUCAGCUGAGAACUGUCUUAGCAAGAUAGAGUGAAAGGAAAGGUGAGGAGGGUACGGCCUGGCUCUGGCAGACGUUGCCUAGCGCAGCGCUCGGCUCGCCUGAGCUGUUUGAAGAGAAGUGUCGAGAAAUGAGGAGCGUUGGAGAGGUAGAAAGAGAGAGAACCCCUUUAGCUCUAGUUUCCUGCCCCAGCUUUGAAGCUGCUCUUUGAUCUGAGUCAGUUGUGUGCACAGUGUGAUCAGGAGAUGGAAAGAAAAAAAACAUCAAACUAACAGGCAAGGAGAAUUGUAGGAUGAGGUGAUGAUUGACACGCUGUUACUGUGUCUGGCCAGUGGGGGCAGGAGUGGGAAAGAGGAAUAGUAAUUUGUUCCCUUGUCUGAGAAAGCACCUUCGUGCAGAGGCGCAUUGCUCACACAAAAGAAAAUAAAAUUGGAGGCCUUAUCUCAUAAUUAUGACUUACUAUCUCAUUGAGUUCUGAAGCUUUUUUUAAUGGUUUCUGAGCGGAUUUAUGAACAUUUAUUUGCAGUGGGCAUCAGACAUAAUUAUACCCUCAGAAAGAGUUUGUCACACUGAAUCUGAAAUUGUGUCUGCUCAGAUAUGAUGCACCUGUCCUUCUCAUCUGAUAUAUUAUCGUUGUCGUACACCUUUUCCUCUGUGCAUCACACACAGUGACAUCCUAGCCAAAAUUUUGUUAGGAAAUAGCAUGAAAACUAAGCACCCAAUUAAAGAAAACAGUAGCACAAAAUCUUGCAAUACUUCUGCAAAUUCCUGUCUCAUAAUUAAGAGAUUGUUGGCUCAUAAUUCUAUGAUUAUGAGAUAUUUUGUCAUAACAAUGGGAUCCAGAUUUCGUAAAUAUGAUAUGUUUUUUCAGCUUUCUUGAAGCUAUGAGAUCUGAUCGUGUAGUUAUAAGAUCUGUCCUCAAUCGUGAGAUAGUUUUCUUGUAAUUAUGAGAAUCUUGAAACUGUUUCUCAUCCUUAUAAGGUGGUAGAAUCUGAGAUACAACAAUGUCUCCUAGUUUUUGAUGUCCUUUGUGAAUGCAAUGCUCUUCCAUACCUUCUUGCUCCUUACACUUCUAAUAAACAUCUAUAGGUACACAAUGGCGCACUUAUACAGUACAUACACAAAACAUAAAGCUUCUUCCUUUUGAUUAAGGUGUCUUCCCAAUUUCAGCAAAUAGAAUUGUAUCCUCCUCAUACCUCACAUUGCUUGUAUGGAGUAAUGCUUUUUAACAUUUUAACGGGACCUAAAUGCCUUUUCCUUCUCUGAGGAAUGAAAUGUAUGUUUAUUAGAGUCCUUCCAACUCUUCGAUGAGCUCCCCUGUAUACAGAAUUGUGAUGAAUGAAAUCAGGCACACAAAUUGGUGGAGAACGGCUUUGAUUUUUCUGAGAGCUCAUUUAUAUCAGGAUGUUUCUUUUUUGUCUUGUGUGAGAUUUUUGCAUGCAUUUUAAUUCAUGCUUUGGUUCUGCUAGGUUAUUCCAUAUCGACCCGCGCCAUCAUUAGUCCAACAGCAAAUUCUUCCAUGUGUAAAUGUCUUAAAUCACAGCUGAAUGCACCUUUUCUUUGUGAAAGAGAUUUUUUCUUUUGUUACUAAAUAAUAGCUUGUUUCCAUGACAUACACUCGUUUUCCUGGGAACCUUUUUUAAUUCAGUUUGAACUGAGAAGAGGAAAGUUUGUUUACUCUUUCUGCAGCGCAGAAUCCCAUUUGACUGCCAGUUGUGUGAGAUAUGGAGAGAUGCUCAGAAACACAACCUCAUUUCAGAUGAAGCUGAUGACUAAUUGAAGAUGCUUUGUGCACUUUCUUGCUCUUGGUGAAAUGUGUUGCCGAAGAGAUGGUGUUGUGGUUUUGACUGGCAUGUGUCAUUCCUUAUACAAAACAAAGCAUUUAAUUCGCUUUUUUUUUGUUUGCUUUUUGGCAUCGUACAGAAGAAAUGAAAUCCAGAUCAAUGUAUUACUCUCAAGUCAGAAUAUCACCAAGUAUAAAACGAGUAUCCUUCCAUUUUACACACAUUGUAAACAAACCCUUUGUAGACACUGGAGUUCUGUAAAAUAGUAAUUAUUGGCAAUGACGACGACGAUGAUGAUGAUAAUAAUAAUGGCUGUCUGUUCUUCUUGUUUUAUAAAAGUGUUGUGAAAAUUGUAAGAAACUUAAAGUAUUUAAAAAGGUUGUUCUCUUGUUUUUUAUUUGCUUUGAUUUUGUUAUGAUAAUAUAUUAUUGUGUACCUAUUGUAAAUAUGAAGCACACCUAUUUUGCAAGCCAAGGAUUCACUUUGUACUGUUGUUAUAUAUAAAUAAACUUUGCUGGUUAAAAAUUGCAUAGAACCAA